AUGGAGCGGACCAUCGAGCGCAUCGCCGAAUUGGAAGGACUGGGCGGACGUCCGGCCGACCAAGCGGCCGAAACUGACACCGGCAAACCGCCCGAGUUUUUGAGCCAGCCGGGCGAUCUCCUCCUACCGGAGAACGGGCUGGCCCACUUUGAAACGAAAUUGACUCCGGUGGGCGAUCCCAGCCUGCGGGUCGAGUGGUUCCACAACGGCAAGGCCCUGCUGGCCGGCUCGCGUGUCAAGACCAUUUCCGACUUUGGCUUCGUCAUCCUGGAGGUGACGGGCGUCUACUCCCGCGACGCCGGCCUCUACACGUGCAAGGCCAGCAACAAGCACGGCGAGGCCUCUGUCUCGUGCACUCUGCAGGUCAAGGGCCGUCAGGGCAUCGUCCUGGAGCCGCAGCUGCCGCAGAGCUUCAAGAGCGGCACCCAGGCCAUCCAGAAGCUGGAGGAGAACCUCUACAAGAGGGACGAGCCGGCCGCGGCGGCCGACGAGCAGCCCAACCCGCCCAAGUUCGUCAGCGAGAUCAAGGACCUGGACCUGGUCGAGGGCCAGGCGGCCCAUUUCGACUGCCGGGUCGAGCCUGUCGGCGACGCUUCAAUGCGCAUCGAGUGGUUCCACAACGGGCGCCCGCUGGGCUCUGGCUCGCGCAUCCGCAUGCUGGACGAUUUCGGCUUCGUGGUCCUGGACAUUGACUGGACCUUCCCGCGCGACGCCGGCGAGUACGUCUGCCGGGCUACCAACCGCUGGGGCUCGGCCACCACCAAGGCCAAAUUGGUCACCAAGGGCAAGCGAGGCGUCAACACGGACUCGCAACUGCCGCAGGGCAUGACGGGCGAGAAGCUCCGAGACUUGGAGCGCGGCCCGGUCGUCGAGCGCUUCCAGGAGGACACGCCCGAAGUGGCGCCUCAUUUCACCCAGCAGGUGACGGAAGUGUCGAUGGAAGAAGGUGACAAUGCCCAUUUCGAGUGCCGGGUGGAGCCCAAGACGGACGCCAACCUGCGGGUCGAGUGGUACCACAACGGCAAGCUCCUGCAGAGCGGCCAUCGCUUCCGCACCGUUUUUGAGCUGGGCUUCGUCUCCCUGGAUAUUUUGUACGCCUAUCCGGAAGACGCCGGCGAGUACAUGUGCCGAGCCUUUAACCGCAAAGGCGAGGCCACCACCAAGGCCAGCCUCACAUGCAAAAGUGUUCCGGCCAUCAUCAUGCAGAACCAGAUGCCCCGCGGCAUGAAGAAAUCUGAGACGCUUCUGCAGAUGGAAGCGGCCCUGAAGAAAUACACGUCCGAGAUCUUCCUGACGGAGGACGACAUCUAUGACGCCGACAAGCGAGAUGGAGAUGACCAAGUUCGAGUGCCAGCUGGCCCCGGUCGGCGACCCCAACAUGCGGGUCGAGUGGUUCUUCAACGGCAAGCCGCUGGCCUACAAGACCCGCUUCACGGCUUCACGCCCAUCUACGACUUUGGCUACGUGGCCAUGAAUUUCGGCUGGGUCUACCCGGAGGAUUCCGGCGAGUACGUCUGCCGGGCCACCAAUAAGUACGGCAUGGACGAGACUAGGGCCUUCAUCAAGACGACGGGCAGCAAGGGCAUCAUUUACGAUUCCCAGCUGCCCAAGGGCAUGCAGAGCGUGGAAAUGAUCCGCGAAAUGGAAGCCUCCUGGCAGAGAAUGCCGGACGAGAGGGCUGAAGCCGAGGUGCUAAAGGAGAAGCCCGUCUUCGUCCUCCAGCCCAAGAACGUCCAGGUGAUGGAAGGCGAAUGGGCCCGUUUCUGCUGCCGAGUCACCGGCUACCCUCGCCCCAGGGUGAUGUGGAUCCUGAACGGACACACUGUCAUCAAUGGCACUCGAAACAAGUUGACGUACGACGGCAUGUGGCACCUGGACAUCCCCAAGACGCGCCAAUACGACGACGGCAAACUGGAAGUGGUGGCCCGCAACUCGCAGGGAUCGGCCAGCUGCGUCGUGGAGCUCAAAGUCACGGCCCGCAACGACGACCACCGCGGUGUCCUCAAGAAUUCACCCAAACCAUGGUAUGAUAGCGACCUGAAAACUUACCAGAAGGAUCGACAGGACAGCGGCGAGCUCCAGCGCCGCUUCGAGGACCCGUCCCGCCAGGCCCAGAGCGAUUCUGCGGCCGAGUUCUUCACCAAGAAGUCGGUCCAGGAGACGGAAACGGAGUGGCAGCGACAGGUCAAGAGCAAGAAGAACGACGACUAUUACAAGAGCCUCAAACAGCUGGAGGAUAAUGUCGUACACAAGGAGGUGAAAUUGCGAGAAGCUUCGCACCAGUUCGCCAUUCCGGGCGAGAAGAUUGUCAAGAGUUCCAUGGCCAAGGGCAUGGCCCAGAGCUACGAAACCAAAUUGGAUCACUCGUCGGAGCAGACGGAACAGAGACACGACCAGAUGACGACAGUCAUCAGCCGCCAGUCGGUGGAGCGCCAAACGGCGACCAGCCGCAAGACGAGCGAGGCCCACCGGUCGGAGGUGCACAUCGACUCUGAUCGCGGCGGAGUGCCGCCAGACCCGUUCGAGUCGUCUGUUCACGGCCGUGAGGUUCACGUGGCCAAGCAGAAGCAGGUCCAGAAGGAGACCAAGGGCCAGAUGGAGAUCACCCGCAAGAUCACGGCCACCGAGACCACCGAAGUCGAGCACAAGGGCCGCACCCACGAACGCGUCGUCCAGGGCCAAGUGAAACCGGCCGUGCCGCCGUUCUUCACCAAGAAGAUCCAGCCGUGCCGAGUGUUUGAGCACGAGAGCGCCCGCUUCGAGGUGGAAUUCGAGGGCGAUCCAACGCCGACCGUCACCUGGUUCCGUGAGGAUUUCCCCAUCAAGAACUCGUCCGAGUUCCAGAUCCACAACUUCAGAUCCAAGUCGGUGCUGACGAUCCGCCAGGUCUUUAUGGAGGAUUCCGGAAUCUUCGCCGCCGUGGCCGAGAACCACGGAGGCGGGGCCAAGUGCAGCGCCAACUUGGUGGUGGAGGAGCGGCCCGUCGGCCGCGGCGGACUCGUCCCGCCUUCCUUCCUCAGCACCAUCCAGGACACGAGCGUCAAGCACCCUCCUGUCGCUAUUCUAAGCGCCGGCCAGCUGAUCCGCUUCGACGCCAAAGUGACGGGCACCAAGCCCAUGGACAUUUACUGGCUCAAGAACGGCCGGAAGAUCGCCUCCGACAUCCGCUACAAGAUCCUGGAGGAGGACGACGUCUACACGCUCAUCAUCAUCGAAACGCUGCCGGAAGACUCUGGCAUCUACGAGUGCGUUGCCAUCAACUCGGCUGGCGAGGGCCGCUGCGAGGCCCAGUGCUACGUCGAGAUAGCCCAGGUGGUCAAGUCGGGUGGAUCUUCGCCGGAAGCUAAAGGAUCGUCGAAAUCCUCGACCUCGUCGCCUCGCUUCUCGCUGGCUAUGAAGGAGCAGAACGUUCCGGAAGGCCAAGCGGCCGUCUUCCGCUGCCGUGUGGCCGGCAAUCCGGCCCCGCAGAUCAACUGGGAGAAGGACGGCCAUCAGAUCAAACCUUCGCGCUAUUUCAUCAUGUCGCAGGAAGGUAGCGACACCCACGUCCUCCGCAUCUCGGAAGCUUUCCCGGAAGACGAAGGCACUUAUCGAUGUGUGGCCAGCAACGCCACCGGCCAGGCCGAGUGCUCCGCCAGCCUCCACGUCAUCGCUCGCGAUUCCGGCGACGUUCCGCCGUCGUUGACCAACCUGGAAGACGUCAACGUCGUUGAGGGCAGCCCCGUCCAGUUCCGCACUUUGGUCAGCGGCACUCCGCUGCCGACCAUCCAGUGGAUGAGGGAGGGCCAGAUCAUCCCGCCGUCCAGCGACUUUCAGAUGAUCCAGGAAGGUAACCACGCGGUCUUAUUGAUCAAAACCACCUACCCGGAGGAUUCGGGCGUCUACACGUGUCUCGCCACCAACCCGGCCAGUCAAGUGGAGUCGUCUGCGUACCUGACCGUGCACAGUAAGCCCUAAAACAAAACAAAACAAA
This is a messenger RNA of Daphnia pulicaria, 3973 nucleotides long. RefSeq names its product titin-like. The transcript is spliced from 11 exons. The coding region runs from base 1 to 3957 and encodes 1318 amino acids. NCBI's taxonomy places the organism in Eukaryota, Metazoa, Arthropoda, Branchiopoda, Diplostraca, Daphniidae. The record is from RefSeq and is a predicted model, not a curated record.